Molecule: messenger RNA, 1903 nt
Organism: Lotus japonicus
Lineage: Eukaryota; Viridiplantae; Streptophyta; Magnoliopsida; Fabales; Fabaceae
Exons: 10
Coding region: 102-1706 (534 amino acids)
Cellular component (GO): plastoglobule; plasma membrane
Source: RefSeq, a predicted model, not a curated record
UACCAAAUGAUUAUGCAACACACUUACAGCCAUAAACACACUACUACAGGCUACAGCCAUAAACUCGCCCCCUGCUGUGUCUCAACCUUCACCGUGUAUCCAUGGCGGUUUCGGGGUUGAGAAGUGGCGGUUUGCCUUUGCUCCACCAUCAUCAUCAUCAUCAUCGUUUUCCACUAGCUCCUCCUUCCUUCGUGAAGCUCAAUGGCCACUCCAAUUCAAAGAGCUUCAUUCUCUUAGCUCGCUAUGGACAAGCUCAAGACGUUUCUUCCUCCUCUCGUCAAUUCCAAGAUAGAAUUGAAAACCUGCCCAAGCUGGUGGAAGAUAUUCUUCAGACAUCCAUAAAUACAGGUCCUAGGGGUGUCCUUAGGCUGGCUCAAGGGGUGCAAGCUUUCAUUGGGGUGGGUCAAGAGUGGUUAACUGAUGUCUCAAAGUCACCAAAUUCAUCUGCUGGGUUACCAACUGAAAUGCAGCUUGGUUUACUGUCCCCCUUUUAUUUGAGGAGGUUGUUUGAACGCUUGGGGGCAACCUACAUCAAAUUAGGUCAGUUCGUAGCAUCAGCGCCGACACUGUUCCCAGCUGAGUAUGUGCAAGAAUUCCAGAAUUGUUUUGACAGAGCCCCUGCAGUUCCUUUUGAGGAAAUUCAAUCCAUAUUGCGUAAGGAACUAGGAAGACCAAUAGAAAGUGUUUACGAAUAUGUAGAUCCGAAACCCCUUGCUUCUGCCUCUAUAGCACAGGUUCAUGGUGCAAGGCUAAAAGGUUCGCAGGAGGAUGUGGUUAUAAAGGUCUUAAAACCAGGAAUAGAGGACAUAUUAGUCGCAGAUCUUAAUUUUGUCUAUGUUGUUGCUCGGAUAUUUGAGUUCUUGAAUCCUGAAAUAAGCAGGACAUCACUGGUUGGCAUUGUCAAAGACAUACGUGAGUCUAUGCUUGAUGAAGUUGACUUUUACAAAGAGGCUGCAAAUAUUGAGGCUUUCAGGAGAUAUUUAGAAGCAAUGGGACUCACAGGUCAAGCAACAGCUCCAAAAGUGUAUCAAAACUGCAGUACACGACAAGUUUUAACGAUGCAAAGACUAUAUGGAGUUCCUCUUACGGACUUGGACUCCAUAAGUUCCUUAGUUUCUAAUCCAGAAACCAGCCUGAUAACUGCUCUGAAUGUGUGGUUUGGAAGUUUGCUUGCAUGUGAAUCUUUCCAUGCAGAUGUUCAUGCAGGAAAUCUGUGGCUUCUACGUGAUGGCCGUAUUGGAUUUCUUGACUUCGGAAUUGUUGGUCGUAUAUCUCCGAAAACGUGGGCUGCUAUGGAAAUCUUCCUAGGUUCAAUUGCCAUUGAAGAUUAUGACUCAAUGGCAUCUGCAUUAAUUCAAAUGGGUGCUACAGACAGGGAUGUUAAUGCUAAGGCCUUUGCCAGAGAUUUGGCGAAAGUAUUCUCAUCAAUUAAGGAGUUAGACACUGAAAUAGUUGUAGCAACUACGAGUGGACCAGCAACUGCUGUCGCGGCUAAUAUUGUUGUUGACGAGAGGCAGAUGAAUGCCCUCUUUCUUGAUGUGGUUCGGGUUAGUGAAUCUUAUGGACUAAAGUUUCCUCGAGAAUUUGCACUUCUCCUGAAGCAGCUUUUGUACUUUGACCGGUACACGCGGUUGUUGGCUCCCAAUUUGAACAUGCUGCGCGAUCAGAGGAUUUCUAUUACCUCCAAUAGAAGAACCAGAUACUGAGAGAAUUUUUAAUGAGUGGACUGGGUACAUAAAAUAUAGAUGUAUACCCCAUUUUAGUUCAAAGGAUUUUUAUAUGUAUUGGUACUUUUGUAUAUAUACAUAUAAAGUAGUCAAUUGUUGUCCUGUAAGGGCUGUGAGCCUGUGACAUUAAAAUUGAUACAAAAAUAAAUCCAUAGUGUGGAGUUCACUUUCUGAUA